Molecule: messenger RNA, 1223 nt
Organism: Lutzomyia longipalpis
Lineage: Eukaryota; Metazoa; Arthropoda; Insecta; Diptera; Psychodidae
Product: jupiter microtubule associated homolog 1
Exons: 2
Coding region: 186-575 (129 amino acids)
Source: RefSeq, a predicted model, not a curated record
GUUACAUAACAUGUCGUAGGAUUAUCCACCACCCUAACAAAAAAUUCGUUUAAUGGUGCGACGCCACAAAAAAACCUCAGUUCACUGAAAAUUGCGCAAAGUGAAAGCCACAGAUUUUUUUCUCCCUGAAUUUCUCCAAGUUUUUCUGUGUGAAUCACAUUAAAUCCACUUCAAAAGGUGCAAAGAUGACAUCAACCAACGUGACCAUUGGAUUGGGAGACCGCUCUGGAUCGCGAGUUCUCAAGCCCCCGGGCGGUGGGUCUGUGCUGUCUUUCGGCGGUGAUGAAGAGGUGCGCCCCAAUCCGCCGCGCCCCAAGUACGAUCAGCAGAACUCAUCGAAUUUGUUCGGUUGCAUGGGUGGCUCAGAUCCCACUCCGGUGAAAAAUGAAAAGUCCGCUGCUCCGGCUGCUCAGGCAGCCACGGAAGCCGCUCCACAGGCAGCAGAGAAGGCUGCCGAAGUGACACAGGAGAAGAAUUCUGACAAGAGUGGUGGUGCACCACCGCCUGAGCAAACCCAGCAGCAGGGAUCGCGUGGCAGAGUCCCACCCGGAGGCUUCUCAGCUGGCUUCUGGUAAACUCCCCCUUUGUGCCCUUUGUUUUGUCAUUCAGGGGACAAGAGUGGGAGAGUUGAGACCAAAAUUGCACCAACCAAAAGAGUUCCCAUGUUUUCCGUGUGACUCUUCUCUGGGCCUUUUUAUAAAAUAAUUCAUUUUCACCAUGGGAACGAUGAUUCUUUGUGAAGAAUUAACCGCGCAGCUCCUAACUGUUUGCUUCCCUCCUCUUGUGAACUACAUAUAUACACAUACUACCUAUAUAGGUAUAUUUCUUGUAUAGGGAAUAUUGUUAUGAAAAAUUAAUACUAUUUCCAUGACCGUGAGACGUGUGUUUGAUAAAGCACAAAAAAUUCUUUUUGUAAUCAAUUUUCGUUGCAAUUGUUUCAAAAUCGUCAAAAGCGUUGUUAUAGCAAAAAAAACCCGUAGUAUCUCGCGCGCAAAGAGGGAGAUAAUUUUUUUGAUAUUAUGUACUACAAAUCAUUACAUUUAUACAUAUUGUAUCUAUUUUUAUUAAUUUAUAUACUACACCCACCCCUCUCGCUUCAUCAAAUGAACAACCUCUUAUUUUUUACGACUCUUCCUCAAUAUUUGUAUUGUUUGGCGUAUAUUUAUAUAUAGUACCGAAUAAAUUAUACAUUGAAUGAUUCAAUAAAAUUGAUUGGAAACAUU